AUGAAUGCAAACAUUGUUAAUCGGAACAUUAGGGGGGAAGGGGAUGCGAGUAAGAGGGCUAUUAUUAAUGAAGCAUUAUUGAGAAGUAAACCAAAUGUUGUUGUUUUACAAGAAACUAAGACAGAGGUUAUUACACAAAGUUUUUGUAGAAAAUUAUGGAACAAGAAUGAAGUUCAGUUUUGUUAUGUUCCAUCGCAAGGGGCUUCAGGUGGUAUGUGCAUCAUGUGGUUGGAAGAUGAGUAUGAAUUAUUAGACACAUUAGAAGAUCAGUAUACUCUUUCAUGUAUGUUUAAAUCUAGAAGGGAUGUGACGAAAUGGUUUGUUACUGGGGUAUAUGCACCAAAUGAUAGAGUGCGGAGAAGGAGAGUUUGGAGGGAUAUUGCUAGUGUUUUGGGAGUCUGGGAUAUACCGGGGUGUAUUGUAGGAGAUUUCGACACAAUUCGCUUUGUCGAGGAGAAGAACAAAGAUAUUACCGCUAACAGAGUUAAUAGCAAAUGGGAGGAGAUGUUUCCUGACACCACACAAAGCGCAAGACCUAGACCCACUUCUGAUCACUACCCAUUGCUACUUAAUACUCAUGGGAUUACUGUUGGUCACUUACCUUUCAAGUUUGAGAUCAUGUGGAUGGAAGACAACUCACUUUAUGAUUUGAUCAAGGGGUGGUGGGAAGGGUAUGAAGUUUCUGGAAAUCCGGGGUACAUCUUCUGGAAGAAAUUACAAUUGCUCAAGGGAGAUUUAAAGAAAUGGAACUGGACACAUUUUGGCAGUACUAAGAGAGUGAUGGAUGACAUUUUGGCCAACAUUCAUAUUAUUGAUCAGAAGGAUGAAGCUCGUGAAGCGACAUUGGAGGAUAGAUUGGAUAGAAUCAACCUUAAAAACGACUUUAAAAAAUGGGCUAGACUAGAGGCUUUGAGGCUGAAAAGUAAGGCGAAAGACAAGUGGGUGGACGAGGGCGAUAACAAUACUGGGUAUUUUCAUAGGUGUGCGAACCAGAGGAGAAGGCGGAACUUCAUUAGUUGUUUGGUAAUUGAUGGGGUAUUACAGGAUGAUAAUACUGUAAUUAAGGGCCACAUUGAUGAUUAUUAUACUGGGUUGUACAAGGAAAAUAGUUCUCAGAGACCAUUUAUGGAGGAUGUUCGCUUCUCAUCAAUCUCUCCGGACGAAAAUUCCAGAUUAGAAAGACCAAUUACCGAGGAAGAAAUUCUGGGAACUAUUCAGGAAAUGGAGCAUGAUAAGGCUCCGGGACCUGAUGGGUAUCCAAUAGAGGUGUUCACUAGAUAUUGGAGGAUUUUAUGA
Papaver somniferum (opium poppy) is the source of this 1296-nucleotide messenger RNA. RefSeq lists its product as uncharacterized. The record is from RefSeq and is a predicted model, not a curated record. The transcript is spliced from 2 exons. NCBI's taxonomy places the organism in Eukaryota, Viridiplantae, Streptophyta, Magnoliopsida, Ranunculales, Papaveraceae. The coding region runs from base 1 to 1296 and encodes 431 amino acids.